ACAAUGCAUGUCUGUAUAUGCAUUCAGUUAAAACUGCUCUUUAGAUUCUAGUAAUCAAUCCUCUCUCUCUCUCUCUCUCUCUCUCUCUCUCUCUGAUAUAAUCGAAACAACCAGUAUUAAUACGGAAUCUCUUAGCUAGAUAUGGAGGGUUCUUCAUCCACAAGAGGUUUGAGGAAAGGAGCUUGGUCCGCAGAAGAAGAUCUUCUUCUUAGGAAAUGUAUCCAAAAGUAUGGUGAAGGAAAAUGGCAUCGAGUUCCUCUAAGAGCAGGGCUGGAUCGGUGUCGGAAAAGCUGCGGGUUGAGAUGGUUAAACUAUCUACGGCCAAAUAUCAAAAGAGGAGAGUUUAAAGCAGAUGAGGUGGAUCUCAUCGUCCGGAUGCAUAAGCUUCUUGGUAACAGGUGGUCCUUAAUUGCUGGUAGAAUUCCAGGAAGAACAGCAAAUGAUGUCAAGAACUUCUACAACACUCACUUGAAGAUGAUUUAUUUCUCUAAGCAUAUUAGUAAUCGGCACUGUGACAGUCACCGCGGGGAAGCAGUUCCGAAAAGUAGGCGACAACGUUUGAACAUCGGCCCCCCUGAUGAUAAAAGUCAUACAACCAUGGUGGUAAAUGUUGUAAGGCAUGUACCUCGAAACUUCUCCGAUAGAUAUAAAUCGACUAUCCAAAAAAGCAGUUCCGAAAAGUAAGACGUAUCCAGCAACCCCCACCACCCUUGUGGCUUGAGAUAAAAAAAUAUCGAUCAGCAUUUUAUUAGGGUUCAUCACUUAUCGUAGUGCGAACUGAAUUUUAUCAUCGUGUGAGAAUAAAUGUUACAGGGAAGUAAUGAUGGUGUAAGAUCGGGGGGAAGUGGAUAUGAGGUUCGUGGUUGUUGUCGUAUUCUUUGUCUCUCGACCAAUUGCAGAUUUCUUCUUCCGAUUCCAAUAAUAACAACAACAGAUUUAGGGAUUGCAGUGUCAACUUAGGUUUGCGUAAGAGUUUUUCGAUUGUUGUAAAUUGCAGCAGUAAAGUUUCUCGAUCUGGAUUUGCUUGGGAGUAAUCUAUUUAGUUCUGGGGUCGAUUGAAACAAGAGCUAUUGUUGACUUCGUUGAUUUUCAUGGAUGGGUUCAUAUUCAAUUUGAAUUCGAAGUAACAGAAGAUGGAAUUUGGGGGUUCUACAGUUGAGUUCGAAUUUGCAGAAAUGAAUUUUAGGGAUUUCACCGUGUGUCUAUUGCUAAUUCAUUAGUUGGGUAGUUGUAAUUUUGAAUGAAUGAUGAUUUAUGAUUUUCUAUAAAUGAAAACCCAAAUUGAAUCUCCACCAGAGAUUUAAAGGUCGGAGAAGGUACCGGUACCGGAGAAGAAGGAGAGACGUGGUGCAAUUUUGGACACCCUUCAAAAGGUGGGUGAUCCUAACCAUUCAUUAUCUGGACGGGUUUGCAACCGUAUGAAUCAACUAGAUAGUGUCUCGGGCAAUGUAGUUAAUAUCGGAUACCUGUUUGUCUCGGCUGAGGACCGGUACACUGGUACAACAUUGUAUCGGGGAGAUUUCGGUUUUUAAUAUCGGUGCAAUAUCGGUUCUAAAUUUAUAUCUAUAAUUUAUAUUGUUUCACA
This is a messenger RNA of Papaver somniferum (opium poppy), 1585 nucleotides long. RefSeq names its product transcription factor MYB114-like. The transcript is spliced from 3 exons. Bases 142 to 684 code for a protein of 180 amino acids. The record is from RefSeq and is a predicted model, not a curated record. NCBI's taxonomy places the organism in Eukaryota, Viridiplantae, Streptophyta, Magnoliopsida, Ranunculales, Papaveraceae.